GCUACGCGCAUGCGCUGUAUAUUGAGUUUAGCGCGCGGGACUACUCAAGGAAGUAAUCUGAAACUGAGUGCGCCUGUUAUCUCUGCUACACAGUGUUUAUAAUAUUUCAGAUAUUACUUUAUUAACUUAAAUACAACUUGCCAACAUGUGGAAUCAGGGAGGGUACAAUGACUCCAGUACGGUCGGGGGUUACACGCAGUCUCCAGGAGGCUUUGCAUCACCUGCCCUAUCCCAGGGAGGAGAAAAGAAAGGGAGAACCCGUGCCACACAGAUAAUCCCGUGCACAGUCUCUCAGUUGAUGUCUGCCUCCCAGGACGAUGAGGCCUUCAAAGUAGGAGAUGUGGAAGUUUCCCAGGUUACCAUUGUGGGUAUCAUCAGGAGCACAGACAAAUCCAUGACCAACAUCCAGUACAAGGUUGACGACAUGACAGGUGCUCCCAUGGAUGUGAAGCAGUGGGUCGACACAGAGGACCCCAGUGUGGACAGCACUGUCCUGCCUCCAGGCACGUAUGUCAAAGUCUCCGGCAAUAUGCGCUCCUUUCAGAAUCACAGAUCUGUCGUGGCAUUCAGUGUCAGGCCCCUGGAGGACAUGAAUGAAAUCACCUCACAUAUGCUGGAAGUUGUCCAAGCGCACCUGAUACUCAGCAAACCUCAGACCCAGCCGGGUGUCGGUGGAGGAGUGAACAGUAAGGUUGCGUCACUUUCUCGACCAGACACGGGAAGCACGGGAGGAAGCUAUGCAGGUGCUAACGACAUGACCACCAAUGGGUUAAGCGCAAACCAGAAUCAGGUGCUGAGUUUGAUAAGAGGCUGCCCAGAACCGCAGGGCAUCAGCAUCCAGGACCUGAAGCAGAGACUCAAUUCCAUUAGUAUGAUUGUCAUAAAGCAAGCAGUGGAAUUCCUAAGCAACGAAGGUCACAUCUUUUCCACCAUCGACGAAGAUCACUACAAAUCCACAGACAGUGAUGAUUAGACUCCUUCAGCUGUGGGCAUCAGUUCUUUGAGUUUAACCUGAUAUGUCCUUUAAUAUAGCACUCAAAGCUAUCCACUAAGUCACAAGUUCUCUGUUCAAUGUCGCAGAUCUGAGUGACAUCGUGUGAAUGCGUCUCUGUUAAGGGACUGUGGUCGGUGUUGGUAAAGAACAUGGUUUAGGUUUGGUGACACAUCCUGUAUUCCUGAAGUUGCUUCUGCUACUUUGCAAGUCCCAAAGGUGUUGCUUUUGAGACUGCUGUUGUUGGCAGUUAAUGUUGUUGUUCUGUAUUUCCCACCUUUCCAUUGUAAAACAUUUUGUAAUUUUAAAGAUUUGGAACACAAGUACUCCAAUUUUCUUUUUUUUGUCUGUGUAACUUACUUUUGCCAAAAUUAAAAUAUAAAAAAUGUACAAACAA
This is a messenger RNA of Cottoperca gobio, 1388 nucleotides long. RefSeq names its product replication protein A2 (gene rpa2). The coding region runs from base 146 to 973 and encodes 275 amino acids. Gene Ontology annotation, cellular component: site of double-strand break; chromosome, telomeric region; nucleus. The record is from RefSeq and is a predicted model, not a curated record. NCBI's taxonomy places the organism in Eukaryota, Metazoa, Chordata, Actinopteri, Perciformes, Bovichtidae. The transcript is spliced from 9 exons. Gene Ontology annotation, biological process: double-strand break repair via homologous recombination; nucleotide-excision repair; DNA replication. Gene Ontology annotation, molecular function: single-stranded DNA binding.